This is a messenger RNA of Coccomyxa subellipsoidea C-169, 1284 nucleotides long. RefSeq lists its product as hypothetical. NCBI's taxonomy places the organism in Eukaryota, Viridiplantae, Chlorophyta, Trebouxiophyceae, Coccomyxaceae. Bases 1 to 1284 code for a protein of 427 amino acids. The transcript is spliced from 9 exons. The record is from RefSeq and is a predicted model, not a curated record.
AUGACAAUUGUGUUGCUGAAGGGGCAAAGCAGCACUGAGAGGGCCCGUCCGGAGCGCACUUGGUCGCCCAUCAACGGGGAUCAGCUCCUUUCAUUGCUGGGCAUGGCCACACAGGCGCCUGAACCCGGCGGAAAAGAGAUCCACGAAGCCAUGUAUCAGAACACAGACGUGCCAGUCAGUGAGCAUCAACACAAAGACGUGACAAUUGAUGUGUCUGCAAAUGAGGACGAAGCAGAGGAUGGUCUGAAACCUGUCUUGAUCAGCUCGCCACCAGACCAGGGACAGAGUUGGGCACUGGGAGAGGAGAAUGGUGUUUGGAAUAGCCCUGAACAGAGCUUGGCACCCGGGAAGGACAAGGCCGAUGCGAAGAUAUCCGAAAUGGACAAAUUGGUCGACGAGCUGCAGAAAGUCUUGGAGGACCCUCAGGGAGAUGUGCCGCGCCUCAACACCACCGUGGACGAGCCCUUUGGGCCAAAUGACAGAGAUCACAACCCGCUCUGUUCUGCCUUCAGCAAUUCCAAAACAAUUGCCCUUGUGGGUAAUGGCCCCUUGGACCAGGCACAGCGCACAGAGAUUGAUGCAUCCGACAUAGUUGUUAGGUUCAACCUGAUGAACAACUGGCGGCGAUUUCAGGAGAAGGUGGAUGUGUGGGUGAUCCGCUACAGCACAGAAGCCUCGCUCAGCUAUUGGGGCGUCACCAACAUGCAGUUGGCCGAGGCCACCAACGUGGUCAAACUCAUGAAGGCGAUGUGGCUGGUGGGAGGGCGGCAGGAGAACGCCGACGGGCUGGUGAAGAAAGUGCCGGCAGUGGAGAAGGCACACCCAGUGCUCAUGCCCAAUGAGGCGCUCGCAGCAGCCUACAACCGCCAGAUGAAUGUGACCGGCGGAUAUCCCUCCACCGGCUUUGUUGGGCUGCAGGGCGUUCUGCACUGCGCCCCGCCCGAUGCUGUGCUGCACCUCUUCGGCUUCAACUGGCACAACAACACCUGGAAGGCCCACAAGAUGGAUUUGGAGAAGGCGUUUGUGGAGAAUUUGGCGAGCGAGGGGCGAAUGGUUGUGCAUGAGACGACCUGCUAUGGUGUGCGCGAGUGCGGCGGCAGCAGCACGUUCGACCAGUCCUGCCACUGGAAUGGCGCUGGCCGAUAUGUGUGCCUCAGAGGGAAGCCGAGGAAGUGGACGGACCUGACAGAGACACUGGGGAGUGGGCGGCUGGAACAAUUCAGAGGACAAGAAGCAGCUAUGAAACCCCCUGCAGGAUCAGGGGCGACUGCUCUGCUGCAGUAG